CUUAAAAGUCAUGGUCACAACCCGUGAUCUCAGAUUCAUCUGCCGAGUCCGGACUGACCAACCUUCUGACUUCCUGAGCUGUGGAUUUCUGCAGAUCUUGGUUUUUACACAUAAGGCGCGGGACAAAAGAAGGAGACUGAAACUGAAGGAACCCCUUGGAUAUCACUGAACCCCGGAUUUGCUUAUUGCCGCGUGAACAUUUUGGAGCUUUCUGCCAGUGAAUCCGAGCGAUGCAGUCCAUCAGGGAAUUAAAGCCCAACUUCGGUGGCCCUCCUGCGUCCUCCAUGGCUGCUGGACCAGACGCGUAUCUCCAAGGCAGCAUCAGGAUGACCCUGGAGGAUCCCGAACUCUGGAAGACCUUCCAUGAAAUAGGAACAGAGAUGAUCAUCACUAAACCAGGACGGAGGAUGUUUCCACACUGUAAAGUUAAUCUCUCCGGCCUGAUUCCAUGCGCAAAGUACAUCUUACUGGUUGACAUGGUCCCUGAGGACGGUUUCAGGUAUAAGUGGAAUAAAGACAAAUGGGAGGUGGCAGGAAAAGCGGAGCCUCAGCCUCCCUGCAGGACCUACCUCCACCCGGACUCUCCGGCCCCAGGGAGCCACUGGAUGAAGCAGUCCAUCUCCUUCCUCAAGCUCAAGCUUACUAAUAAUACGCUGGACCAGCAUGGCCAUAUCAUUCUGCACUCGAUGCAUCGCUACCACCCGCGCUUCCACGUCAUCCAGGCAGACGACUUGUACAGUGUCCGCUGGAGCGUUUUCCAGACCUUCACCUUCCCUGAGACCUCCUUCACAGCGGUGACCGCCUACCAGAACACCAAGAUAACAAAACUCAAGAUCAACCACAACCCGUUUGCGAAAGGUUUCCGGGAUGAAGGCACCAAUAAAAAAAGACGUGCAACCAAGGCCCCAGCCGGUGGAGAGAAGAGGUCAAAGGCAUCCGCGGUUUUGAACAGGGACUCAGUGGAGGAAAGUCCAGCAGAUUUCUGCCAGUCAUCUUACGAGGGUUAUGAUGGAGAUGAAGGCGACCUGCCCAAGAGCAAAGAGGCCGAUGCCAUCAAAGCUGAACGUUACUCCCCCUGGGCUGCGGAGCGGGAGCACGCAGCGAGGACCGACUCCCCCCCAGGCCCGGAAACCAGAGACGUGUACAACGCAGAGCAGCUGGUCCCUGCUUCCGCUUCCUACCAACGCUACAGGUUCCAUGAGUACGGGAAGUCUCCCUCGCCGUCCUCCAGCAUCGGCAGCAGCAACAGCGGGUCGGGACGCAGCAGCUUUGAGCCCAGAGUCCCUGAUGUUGCCACCGUUCCGGAUCACGAGUGUUCUAAAGCUCGCACCCAUGACAUCGGCCCUCCCUCUUGCGGCCCCCAGCAACUCCCCGGGCCCCAGGACUACACUGGGGUCCUCAACAUGUCCAUGGCCCAGACCAGCAAGCCAGGGGUCAUAGGUCACCACCUCUACGCCCCGUACAGCGCCGAGCAACCUCUGGGCCAGUGGAGCGGCCCGGGUCCUGCUCAGUACCCCCCCCCUCACCACCUGGCCGCUGACUACACCACGCAAGCUGUGCACCACGGCUAUCACCAUGGCAACAUGGCCGAGUGGAGCCAGUACUCUCUGUUCCCUUACUCCUGCUGGUGAGGAGGAUCGUCGGCGUCAGAAUGGCCGAGAAUGACUUUUACUCAUGCUGCCGCGCCACCUUGCCGGAACGGGGCUCCCGCGCCCGCAGCUAUGAUGAUGCAUGUCCAGAGGAGGCCCAGCGACAAGAGAAGAAAAAAACAAACCAGGAUGAGAAGCGAGGAGCCACCUGUCGAGGCCGGAAGGAUUCCGAUUCCCGAGAGGAAGCCUUGAUAUUACGUGUGCUAUGCCGUGCCGGCUGGUUGUUUAAUUAAUUGCCUAUUUAUUUUGUAAUUCAACUCAUCUUCAAUUGUAAAUAUUAUUUUUGUAAAAAAAAAGAGAGAAACAAAGAAAGAAUAAAACCCAAGUGUGCAAUUUAUGUGUAUCUUUGAAUUGUGGUGUGAUCUAAAAAUAAAAGCCCAGAUUGUGAAAGUAACAGGUUUUGAUAUCGUGUGUGUAUAAAUCAUUAAUCAGACUCACUGACAGAUAAAAAAAAGAGUAAUGACGCACAGCAUGUGGAAAACUACACAAAUAAUAAUUCACUAUCAACAAACCCAAACA
This is a messenger RNA of Betta splendens (Siamese fighting fish), 2168 nucleotides long. It is a transcript of the gene tbx16, whose product is annotated as T-box transcription factor 16. Gene Ontology annotation, biological process: heart morphogenesis; regulation of transcription by RNA polymerase II; cell fate specification. Gene Ontology annotation, cellular component: nucleus. The transcript has 9 exons. Bases 231 to 1631 code for a protein of 466 amino acids. The record is from RefSeq and is a predicted model, not a curated record. NCBI's taxonomy places the organism in Eukaryota, Metazoa, Chordata, Actinopteri, Anabantiformes, Osphronemidae. Gene Ontology annotation, molecular function: RNA polymerase II cis-regulatory region sequence-specific DNA binding; DNA-binding transcription factor activity, RNA polymerase II-specific.